UGUGUGUUGCUUCACAUGCUUCCAAAUUGUUUUCCAAAAAGCUGCCUCAAGGUGACUUCCCUCCACCAGAGCAAAUGCUUGUCAAUCAUCUCCAACUUGCGGUCUAGCAAAAGGGCUGUGCAGGUCUUUCCUUACUGUGUUCUGGAAAGUACCUGGAGUCCUGCCACCUGUGCAGGGCUGAGGUCUGCAGCAGGCUGCUGUUCCAGCUGCCUUGGGCAGAAGAAGCUGUGGCUUGGGCCUCCUUUGGUGGCAGUGCCAGACCAGCAGGUUGGAUUCCAGAAGGUGCUUGGGCAGUGGGAGGGCCUGCCCGAGGACCUCCAGCCCCAGACAACACUGCGGCCCACCAUGAGUCUUGACAUCCACUGUGAGCAGCUGAGUGACGCCAGGUGGACGGAGCUCCUCCCCCUGAUCCAGCAGUACCAAGUGGUCAGGUUGGAUGACUGCGGCCUCACUGAGGUGCGGUGCCAGGACAUCAGCUCUGCGCUCCAGGUCAACCGUGCCCUGACAGAGCUCAGCCUGCGCACCAAUGAGCUGGGUGAUGCUGGGGUGCACCUGGUGCUUCAAGGCCUGCAGAGCCCUACCUGCAAGAUCCAGAAGCUGAGCCUCCAGAACUGCUGUCUGACGGAGGCUGGCUGCGGGGUCCUGCCUGGGGUGCUGCGCUCAGUGCCCACCCUGCGCGAACUGCAUCUCAGCGACAACCCUCUGGGGGAUGCAGGCCUGCGGCUGCUCUGCGAAGGACUCCUGGACCCCCAGUGCCGCCUCGAGACGCUGCAGCUGGAGUACUGCAACCUGACGGCUGCCAGCUGCGAGCCCCUGGCCAUGGUGCUCAGGGCCAAGCCUGACUUCAAGGAACUAGCGGUGAGCAACAAUGACCUGCAGGAGGCUGGCGUCCAGACGCUGUGCCAGGGCCUGAAGGACUCUGCCUGCCAGCUGGAGACGCUCAAGUUGGAGAACUGCGGCGUCACAGCGGCCAACUGCAAGGAUCUCUGUGCCCUUGUGACCUCCAAGGCCUCACUGCAGGAGCUGGACCUGGGCUGCAACAAGCUGGGUGACGGGGGCAUCGCAGAUCUGUGCCCAGCGCUGCUGCGUGCCAGCAGCAGGCUUCGGACCCUGUGGCUCUGGGAGUGUGACAUCACCGCAGAGGGCUGCAGGGACCUCUGCCGCGUCCUCAAGGCCAAGCAGAGCCUCAAGGAGCUCAGCCUGGCCGAGAACCGGCUGGGGGACGAGGGUGCCCGGCUGCUGUGCGAGAGCCUGCUGGAGCCUGGCUGCCAGUUGGAGUCGCUGUGGGUCAAGACCUGCAACCUCACGGCUGCCUGCUGCCCCUACUUCUGCUCAGUGCUGGCCCAAAACAAGUUUCUCCUGGAGCUGCAGAUCAGCAGCAACCAGCUGGGCGACGCGGGUGUGCAGGAGCUCUGCCAGGGCCUGAGCCAGCCGGGCUCCGUGCUGCGGGUGCUCUGGCUCGGCGAGUGCAACCUGAGUGACAGUGGCUGUGGCGCCCUCGCCACGGCCCUGCUGGCCAACCGCAGCCUGCGGGAGCUGGACCUGAGCAACAAUGGCGUGGGGGACCCGGGCCUCCAGCGGCUGGUGGAGAGUCUCCGGCAGCCUGGCUGUGUCCUGGAGCAGCUGGUCCUCUACGACAUCUACUGGACCGAGGAGAUGGAGGACCAGCUGAGGACCCUGGAGGAGCACAAGCCGUCCCUGAGGGUCAUCUCCUGAGGCCCCUGCUUGCAGUUUGAGAACUGCUCUCCCUGGACACGGCACCCCCAGUCCCUCCCGGGUGUCCGGGCUCCAACGGGAAAGAAACGCCCUAACCAACUUGAGCGAGAAGCUCGAGACGCUGCGUAGUUAUUAAAGCACUUUGUUGGCAGGA
Messenger RNA from Sciurus carolinensis (gray squirrel), 1870 nucleotides. It is a transcript of the gene Rnh1, whose product is annotated as ribonuclease/angiogenin inhibitor 1. The transcript has 11 exons. NCBI's taxonomy places the organism in Eukaryota, Metazoa, Chordata, Mammalia, Rodentia, Sciuridae. Gene Ontology annotation, molecular function: protein binding. Bases 16 to 1716 code for a protein of 566 amino acids. The record is from RefSeq and is a predicted model, not a curated record. Gene Ontology annotation, cellular component: cytoplasm.